Molecule: messenger RNA, 1977 nt
Organism: Acipenser ruthenus (sterlet)
Lineage: Eukaryota; Metazoa; Chordata; Actinopteri; Acipenseriformes; Acipenseridae
Product: neurofilament heavy polypeptide-like
Exons: 3
Coding region: 1-1977 (658 amino acids)
Source: RefSeq, a predicted model, not a curated record
AUGGGCAUUGACAUCCCACAAAAGACAGGUUCUGAGAAGUCGGAUGCUGAACUGGACUCUGCUGCAGGCGAUGUAAAAAAUCCUCUGGAGCGACAUCUACUGCUGAGACAGGGUCAUUUUAAAGAGCAUGAUCUGCCACCGAUUGUGGACAAAUCCCUGGAGCUGUGCAGACCUCCUCGUGCUCCUCCUCUCCCUCCAGUGCUGUCUCAGAAAACAGAUCCUGAUAUCCAGCCCCAGUGCUCCAGCUCAGGUCUCAAAGCGCAUGUAGGGGAUGUUAACAAAAGCACAUCUACCACAGAUGUUGAGACCAGGGUUCCCUGUAGAAAAGAGAUGAAGGGGAAACUGGAGUUCCACCUGAUCAAACAGCUGCUGAGCCAGCUGCUGAAUCAUCCCUACCCUGGCAGCGACUUCCACGAGGCUCCAGAGCUUCCACAUUCCCUGAAGCACGGCCGCUGUACCUGUUGUGAUUAUCCGUACGACAGGGUCACCGUGUCUGACGAAAUGGGUCCAGCCGAUCAGGAGGGGUCAAGUUCCGAGGAAGCCAGCGAACCGUCCGUGAUCACGAAAGACUUGCACCCGUCGCUGGAUUCAUUAAAGGAACACCUUCAGGCGCACCUGUUGCAAAAAAAAUUCAUGGACUGUGGACUUUUACCACACUGCGCUUUAAAGUCCCAUACAAAUUGUGCGCAGGCAGAGAUGGAAAGGGAAAGGUCGACGGACCAGGCCGUACGCACAAAGCUGAGUGAUAAAAUGCAAAAGCGCAGGAAGGAAAUCGUGGCUGGUAGGAUGCCAGAAAGGAAGGGAUCUCAAGAUGAUCAGCUAGACGAGGGGAGGGAAAUAGCAUCUGGAAAAUCCCCAAGUAGAUGCGAGUUAAAAGCUGGAGAAAAAAAGCAUCCUGACUCUGAUCGAAGAGUGGGAUUCGCUUCAAUGCCCAUGUGCAAGACAACGGUGUGUCACACGUCUCCCAACAAUAACCUGCAGCACAAAAAUCCUGUUGAGGAGUCAGAAAUCAACCCGCUGCCGCCCGCCACUGUCCCGGAAGAAAAGCAGCGUAGGAGGAGUCGUCCAAAAGAGGUCACUUGUUCCCGCGAUCCUCUCCCAGAAGGACUCCAAACGUAUUCUGCUGAAAUAUACGUUCGUGUUCACAAAAUAGCUGGUGGGUCGAGGAGGACGUCUCAACAUAAAACUCCAGACCGAGCUUCACCUCCACGAGCAGGCCGACAGAGAACAGGCGUGCUGAAAGAAAAGACGAGUGCCGAAACCAAAUCGAGAACUCCCAAAAAUCAAACGGAGGAAACUCUGGCAGCUUCCAGGCCAGAAAUCCAGGGCUACUACUACUGCAAUUCUGAAGAGAAGGAGCCGGUGACUCACGAGUCGUGUGCGUUUGUCCCUGAUUCCUUAGGCCGUUCUAGGGAAGGAAAGCGGAGAGCCAGCAAGGAGGGAAGCACCAGAGAAAGACCCUCAAGAACCCACAAGCAUGAGCGAUCUUCCUCCAAGACGAGACGGUAUCGGAAUGGAUAUUCAGAUGAUGUCAACGUACAGGGUGUCAUGCACGUCAACAGCAUUGGUGAUGACCGGAUACCCUCCCGAAAGAAAUGCUACAAAAAAAGGAAGGGAUCCAGAUCCAAGGAACAAAGGCCAACUUCCAGCUCAGAAGAGGAGGGCAGGCCUGUCCAGAGACCCCGGAGGAAAUCUAAGUCCAGGAGAGAAGAAAGGGGCAACAAUGGCCCUCACGAGCCGUCGUGCUUCUCAGGUGACAGAAACGUUCUCAAGUACCAUAAUAGGAUGGGUGCCGAUCAGAGAAAGCGGAGCUCUGAAAAAGCUCCAAAAUCUACAGUCACUGAGAUCCAUUUAAUUUACAAAACGGAAGAACAGGCUCAGGUGGAGAAGCCGCCGAGGAUCAAGGAGUGGUUCCAAUCCUUUUGGAUGUCCAGCAAACAAAGAGUGACUCAGCUGGGGGGUGGGGCAGGGGUCUGA